AUGACUACUGCCAAACAGAUUUCAAAGCCUUCAGACAGAGUAAAGGGCCUACAAGUGCCUGAGUUCACGGACCCAUACGAGAAACGCACAUGGAUGCUCCAGCACAUGGCUGGUGUCCUCCGUGUCUUUGGUCGUAAAGGCUACAAUGAAGGAUGCGCCGGCCACCUGACCAUCGUCGACCCUGUGGACCCUACCACGUACUGGAUCAACCCUAUCGGAGUACACUUUUCGAUGAUCUCCGUAAGCGAUCUGGUGCACGUAGACGCAAACGGGGAGGCCAUUGGAGGCAGCAUGGCAGGGUUCAAUGUGCCGGGCUUCAAGAUCCACUCCACGAUACACAAGGCUAGACCAGACGUUAAGGCCAUCUGCCAUGCCCAUUCUUUCUACGCGAGAACCUACUCCGUAUUCGGAAAAGUACCCGAAAUGCUGCAUCAAGACAGCUGUUCCAUCCACGAUAACAUUGCAGUGUUGGACGAUUAUGACGGAGUCGGGCUCGACGAGCGCGAAGGUGAAAAGAUUCUUUCGGUGUUAGGGGACAAGAUGAGUAUCGUUCUUCAGAAUCACGGCGUGAUGACUUUCGGAAAAACAAUCGACGAAGCAGGCUACCUACAUGUCUUGUUGGAAGACCUAUGCAAGGCUCAGCUACUGACUGACGCUGCUGCUGUAAGGACAGGAGCCAAGAUUAAAGUCAUUCCCGACCACAUCGCUCGAGAGGUUUUCAAAGUUAAUUCCGGCUCCAAAAGUUUAUACUCUGCGAUGCAGCCCGACUUUGAGUUGGAGGUCUAUCUCUCAAACGAGGCAGUUUUACGAUAA
This is a messenger RNA of Lachancea dasiensis, 813 nucleotides long. NCBI's taxonomy places the organism in Eukaryota, Fungi, Ascomycota, Saccharomycetes, Saccharomycetales, Saccharomycetaceae. The record is from the annotation of a GenBank genome assembly.